Molecule: messenger RNA, 2927 nt
Organism: Quercus robur (English oak)
Lineage: Eukaryota; Viridiplantae; Streptophyta; Magnoliopsida; Fagales; Fagaceae
Product: probable leucine-rich repeat receptor-like protein kinase At1g35710
Exons: 2
Coding region: 146-2710 (854 amino acids)
Biological process (GO): hormone-mediated signaling pathway; protein phosphorylation
Cellular component (GO): plasma membrane
Molecular function (GO): ATP binding; protein binding; protein kinase activity
Source: RefSeq, a predicted model, not a curated record
AAUACAUGGAAUCCAGCGGUUUGAUUUCGAGUAUCUUUUCUGCACUUCAAUGAUUCACGUUGGUAUUCUUUGGAAGUCAAAGAAAAAUGAAGAUACCCACUAUUCAUUCUCUGGCUGUGUCUCACUUACUAAAGUGUGUUGAGCCAUGGAUAUAAAAAUCGACCGUCUGCCAUUACACUCAUCAAUCAUACACUUCAACAUGACUUCCAAAGUUUCCAUUUCCGUUGUGGUAGUAUCAUGGGUCCUUUGUGUCUUCAUGCAUUCCACAAAUAUGUUUGCUGUAGCUGUCUCUGUGGCAGCAUCUGAAUCAUCAACGCUACAACUAGAGGCGAAGGCACUGCGGGAGAGUGGGUGGUGGAGUGGUCACUUCAACUAUACCUCCUUAAAUUAUUGCAAUUGGGAUGAAAUAGAAUGCAAUGCUGGUAGAAGCGUCAUAGGGAUUUUCAUGGGCGGGGUCUAUCUUGGGGAGAAGGUCAGGAAAUUCAAUUUCUCUUCCUUCCCAAAUUUAGUCCGUCUUGGUCUUCGGAAUACUGGACUUCGAGGGAGCAUCCCUAAACAGAUAGGUACUCUUUCAAAACUCACCUACCUAUCUCUUGCCAGUAAUAAUCUUACAGGUCACUUCCCUCUUUUUCUCACGAACCUCACUCAAUUAAAAUAUUUGCUUAUUUCCCAAAAUCUAAUCAGUGGGCCCAUUCCCGAAGAAUUGGGAGAUUUAAAAAAUCUUCAGGCAAUAGAUCUGAGAUAUAACAAACUCACAGGAUCAAUUCCUUCAGCUCUGGGCCAUUUAACCAAUCUCAUGGGUUUGUAUUUGUCUUCUAAUAAUAAUAUCACUGGUUCCAUCCCCGACAAGUUGGGAGAUUUAAAAAAUCUUCAACUAUUAGAUCUGGGUUUUAACAAACUCACAGGAUCAAUUCCUUCAACUCUGGGCCAUUUAACCAAUCUCAUGGGUUUGUAUUUGUCUUCUAAUAAUAUCACUGGUUCCAUCCCCGACAAGUUGGGAGAUUUAAAAAAUCUUCAGGACUUAGAUCUGGGUUUUAACAAACUCACAGGAUCAAUUCCUUCAACUCUGGGCCUUUUCACCAAUCUCCAUAGUAUGACAGAUUUGAAUCUUAGUUCAAACCAAUUCAACGGCUCCAUUCCCCCAGAAAUAGGCAACAUGAAGAGUCUUACAGCCUUGGACCUCAGCAAUAACAACAUCGUUGGUGAAAUCCCUUCCACUAUACGUCAUUUAACUAAUUUGUCCUUUUUGUCCCUUAGUUGGAAUCAAAUCAGUGGUUCUAUCCCCAUAGAAUUAGCUAACUGCUCUUCACUAGCCAACUUGUCUUUAAGUCACAAUUACUUAAAUAGAAGCAUUCCCUCUCAAUUGAUCAGUGACCUUAUUUCUUUACGUUUUAUUGACCUCAGCUACAAUAAUCUCACAGGCAACAUUCCCCCUUAUCUUGUUAACUUGGAAUUUAACCUGUCAUACAAUUCUUUGGAGGGUCAAAUCCCAAAAAAUCUCCAAAAUCAUAGUUUCGAUGCAUUUAUCGGCAAUAAGGAUUUAUGUGGUGACUUCAAAGGUUUCUCUCCUUGCCUUUCAUCUUCCAAAAUCAUGAGCAAAAUAAAAAUGUCACUUCCCCUCACAAUUUUCAUUGUGCUUUUACUUCUUUGGUGUUUUUUCUACUCUCGAUGUUGGGUUAUAGGGAAAACACAAUCCAAUCCAAGUAGAACAAAAAAUGGGGACAUGUUCUCAAUAUGGAAUUUUGAUGGAAAAAUUGCAUACGAAGAUAUCAUUGAAGCAACAAAAGACUUUGACAUUAGAUAUUGCAUUGGAACAGGUGGUUAUGGUAGUGUCUACAAAGCACAAUUGCCUAGCGGUAAAGUUGUUGCCCUAAAAAAACUUCAUCGCUUAGAGGCUGAGGACCCAAGUUUUGACAAGAGUUUCAAGAACGAGGUACAAAUGCUAACGGAAAUUCGGCAUCGAAACAUUGUGAAACUUCAUGGCUAUUGCUUGCAUAAACGAUGCAUGUUUUUGGUUUAUCAAUACAUGGAAAGGGGAAGCUUAUUUUGUAUCCUAAGUGACGAUGUUGAAGCAUUGGAAUUAGAUUGGCCUAAGAGGAUGAACAUUAUCAAAAGCAUAGCACAUGCCUUAUCUUACAUGCAUCAUGAAUGCAACCCAGUAAUUAUUCAUCGUGAUAUAUCAAGCAACAAUAUUUUAUUGAACUCUGAGCUAGAGGCUUUUGUCUCCGACUUUGGCACGGCUAGACUUCUUGAUCCUGAUUCCUCCAACCAAACUUUAGUUGUUGGGACCUAUGGUUAUAUUGCCCCUGAACUGGCGUAUACCAUGGUGGUGACUGAAAAAUGUGAUGUUUACAGCUUUGGAAUGGUGGCACUAGAAAUAUUAAUGGGAAAACACCCAGGAGAACUCUUGACUUCAUUAUCAACAUUAUCUUCUCAAAAUUUGAUGUUAAAUGAAAUAUUAGAUCAACGUUUGCCACCACCAAAUCGUUCAAUUGCACAAGAUAUUUUCUUUGCUACUUCUGUAGCCUUUGCAUGCUUACGCACCAAACCAAAGUCCCGACCUACGAUGAAAUGGGUGUCCCAAGAAUGUCUUUCAGGUAAGAAACCAUUAGCCAUCCCCUUGCAUGCAAUUUCGCUAUGGCAGUUAAGGAAUCAAGAAACUUAUAUGAUGGGAGAGAGUGAAACUCAAUCACGUAGUGCAUGUUGUUAGGUUGUGUACCAUAUGGUUUGAUGAACUUAUGAGAAAAGAAAUUGUUGUGUAUGAAUGAUUUCCUUUUUCUUUUUCUUUUUUUUUUCUUUUUGGGUAAGAAAAGAAAAUUCCAUUAGAAUGAUGUAAUUUUGUAAGGUUUAUCUAUUUUCUUUAUGAUUUGUGGCCCGUAUUUUGCAUCAUGAAAUAUAGGUGUCUAAUCAAUGAAGGAACUAUUAGG